Messenger RNA from Nematostella vectensis (starlet sea anemone), 5175 nucleotides. Its product is annotated as deleted in lung and esophageal cancer protein 1. Lineage: Eukaryota; Metazoa; Cnidaria; Anthozoa; Actiniaria; Edwardsiidae. Gene Ontology annotation, biological process: negative regulation of cell population proliferation. The record is from RefSeq and is a predicted model, not a curated record. The coding region runs from base 83 to 4960 and encodes 1625 amino acids. The transcript has 38 exons.
GAACUUCAUAUGUGAGAAAAUGGCGGACACACCGAAAACCAAAUAAGACACGAAAUAAUUCAUUUUCCCUUCAUUCUGUAAGAUGAAGAUGGCAGAUGCGAACGGAAAGGAGGUAGAACCUCCGAUGCAUAUACAGAGGCCAUCUUCAGCCCGAUCACAAGAUGUCUCGCACAUUUUGGCGAGCGUUUUUCGGGAGCUUUUUACGCGCGAUUCUGUAGGCGAGCAAAGAGUGAAACAUCUUGCAACUUCGCGUAGCGGGGAAGAGACGUACCACGAUAAAUAUGUGCAGCAGCUAAGAAAGAUUCAGCAGGACAGAGAUCAAUGUCACAGAGAAGCUGACAUGCUUGAAACUCACAUCAUGCAAGCCCAGGCUGCUGCCAUGGCAGCAGAUGAGAGAGAUAUACAGAAAGCACUUGUGGAGUGUGAGGAUUACCAGAAGCUUGGCCUACCCCCUGGAAAAUCAAAUCUGCGGCAUUGCCUGGACACAGAACUACUCAGGAAAUUUGGGCUUAUUGUACCUCAAGACUUCACAUCUGAGGAUCCAAAACCUGCAAGGCCACCACAAGCUGCAGACAUCCCUAGCUAUGCUCGAUGUACAACUUCAUCACAGCAGCGCUUUCGAAAGACUCCUCCCCUUACUGAUUAUGUUACAACCUCAUCACUGGCAUACCCCUUCGCUGCCUCAAAACAAACCAGUCUUGCUCAUGAGCAGGGGCUCAGAGAAAGCCCUCCACCUCAAACUGCCAAAACAAAACAGUCAAAGACAUCUGCCUGGAAAGAUUCUAUGAAGCCAAACCAGAGAAAAGUUGAGCGUGAUGACCUGCAGAGAUUAGAAAGCAAGGCUGAGUACAAGCAAAAUCCCAGAUUUGUACCUCCUGAGGCAGCAGAACUGAUACAGAAAAAAACUAAGCACCGCUCAAAAACAAAAACUACUUCCCAAGAUAAAAGUGGUUUCAAAGCUGUAGAAGUGUUCCUUGUUUCUCCAAACCCCCUUGUGUUUACAGACUACAAUGUUGGGGAAGUUUAUGAGCUCAGCAUUGAACUGAAGAAUGUGACAUCUUCAAGUCGGCAAGUGCGUGUUGUCCCUCCGACUUCAAAGCACUUCUCUAUUGGUCUAGGGCGGUUCCCUGGUGAAAAUGGUGUAGUUGCACCUGGUAUGAGUUGCGUCUACCCAAUUCGCUUUGCGCCAGACUCACUGGCAGACUAUGAUGACCUAAUUAAGAUAAAGUCUCAAGUCGAUCCACCCCUUAUCGUGCAUUUACAGGCGAGGAGACCUCCGCCGUCUCUAUCCUUGCCCCCAACUCUUCGCUGUGGCCAUUGUCUUGUUGGUGGGUACAAGGCGGUGAGGAUGUAUUGCACGAAUUCUGGUGGUGAUGGUAGAUUCUGCCUGAUUCCUAAGACGCAAUGGCCUACUGCUUCCUUCAAGUGGACUUUAGAGGACCCUGGAUCUGUAAACGUGAAUCCAUUUGAGAUCGAGCCAGCCAUGUUUCAGUUGAGAAAAGGAGAAAGUACAACAAUUAAGAUAACGUUCAGUCCCUACGCUGCGACGUUCUUUAAACAGGAAAUUGCGAUGGUUUGUGAUAAUUGUCAAGUCAAGUCCUUUUCCGUUGAAGGAACUGGGCAAAUGGCUGGCAUCCAGUUUAUGUCAAUCAGUGGUGGCCUCAGCCAAUACGAUGUUGGCGAAAUGAAAGAUGUGUCUUCUAAAUUUCUUGUGAGGUUUGACCAUCAAAAUCCACAGACUAAUCACAGCAAGAUCUUGGAAAUAAAAAACACUACUAAUGUGUCAUUACCUUUCCGCUGGAAACUGUUCAAGCCAUUUUUGCCAAGUGUCUCGCAAGAGCCCACAGGCCGGGUACACAGGGUUCCAGACGAUCAGGGCGUGUUCAGUGUGACCCCUAACAUGGGCGCGCUUCCUCCCCACGAGGUCGUGCACUUCUCAUUAGAGAAUGCCCCUAAAGAGGUUGGAUCAUUCCAUGGUGUAGCACACAUGGUGUUAGAAGAGAUUCCUGUUCAAGGGGGCGAUGCUGCAGGAUCGAUUGCCAAAGAUGUCACAGCUAUCGAAAUAGAAGUCAAGGCCGAGUGCAAGCCUUUCUAUAUCGAGGUCAGCCCCGCAUUACUUGUCAUUCCUGGGCGUAUGAUGCUUGGUACUCCGUACUUAUAUUCGGUUAAGAUCCAGAAUAAUAGUGUUUCGAGGUCUUCAUUUGAAUGGCAAGAUAUAAAGACCGACGAUUAUGCUGUAUCAAUAGAGCCCCGGAGUGGUGUUUUAGGUGCCGGGGAGAUGGUCGAGCUAUGUGUAUCUGUAUUUGGUAACUCGCCCGAUUCCAUGGACGCCACCUUGACAUGUUACGUACCAUUCUCGUCAUCACCUGUGUUUCUGCGGGUCAAAGGGAACUUUCAGGGCCCUGAGGUUUUAAUUGGACUUCCUGAUUUGAAUUUCGGUCUUGUUCGGCUCGGAAAAAGCAGCAAGAGUACAAUCCCAAUCAAGAACACGAGUAUUGUACGCGCAGAUUGGAGCAUGGAGGAGUGCUCUGACAUGACACAGGAUGUAUCUGAGUUCACAUUCGUGCCGUCACACGGCAGCUUAGGGCCUAUGGAAGAAAUAACUUGUGAAGUCACUUUCGCGCCUACACAGUGCAGACGUGUUCGCUCGGUCUUCCAAUGCGCUGUUCGAAAAGGAAAAACGAGCUACUUGUCUGUGUUCUCUGAGGUGCAGACUCCCCUUGUGUGCCUUGUCUCAUCGAGUCUCUACAUAGAGGAUGUGUACCUGAAUGUCCCUGUAUCCAGAGAAGUCGUGUUACAGAACCAUACUCUGCUAGCCACUCAUUUCCAGUGGAAGGAGAUUGUCGAUGACAAAGGUGAUAAGGGUUACACUGUCACCUUUGAGCCAUCGAGUGGAGAACUUGGACCCAGACAAGCGCUACCCGUACAGAUGACAUUUACUGGUCAUCGUAAGGGACCAUUGGAGAGCCUUGUCACCUCGUGUGAGGUCACUGGCAUGGAUAAACCCAUAUGGCUUGACAUCAGUACAGAUGUUCGUGGGCUGAACGUCACCUUUGAGACACCGAAACUUCUCGACUUACGCAGGCCUGAUGAAAUCAAGACUGUUGACAUUGAGAGUACCCCUCUCCUGCUUGAGUUCGAAACUGUUCCCUUGGGAGAGCAGGGUAAGGCUACCCUCGUCAUGACUAACACAUCAGCAAUCCGAGCUCGGUACAGCCUCCACGUUGAGCACUUCAAAGCUGCUAAACCUCCGUCUCCUCCUGAAGGUCAACCAAAGAACAAAAACAGUCGUCGGUUGCAAGGACUACUGGCUCGCACUCCUAACAUCGCCGAUCCAUUGAGUAAAACUGCAACCAAGGCACAAGCAGAUCAUAGUGCGACCGUGCUUCGUGAUGGGCGUGGUGCAGCGUUCAUACUCUCACCUUGUGAAGGGGAGCUGCUGCCGUUUGGUUACCAGGUUGUCGAGGUGUCCGCGUAUAAUGACAUGUGGGGAGAUUAUCGGGAUCUUCUUGUCUGUCAGGUUGAAGGUCUUGAUCCCGUCUAUAUCCCUAUCAAGAUGACCGUGGUCGGCUGCCCUUUGAAUUUCCAGAUGAUGAAAGACCAAGCUCCGAUUCUACGGUUUGGGACACACGUAUCUGGGGCGCCAUCUGUGCAGAGAUCUCUACGGCUUAACAAUACAAGCCCUUUUGAUAUCCGACUUGAUUGGGGCACGUACAACAUAAUUCGUGAUGACCCUCAGUUAUUGGAUAUGUUGGUAUUUUACGGACAGCCCCUGCCUCUGUUUGACAGCAAGGGACAAGAACAAAUCCCCAGUCCUCCCCCUCUUCCGGAUUCCCUUUGUGAUGAGCUUCCGCUCAUCCAAGUAAAGCUCCAAGAGCAUGAUGGGAUUCUCAGCAGUAAACCGUUCGGCGUAACUCCCAGUCAGCAGAUUAUCCCUGCAAAGAGCCACGCGACAAUGAACGUAACGUUCACUCCUCACACUGACGACCCGGAGGGAGAGGCAUGCAUUUGUUAUGCGGCCGCGUACAUGAGCCUGGACGGGCAGAACGUGAAUAUUCCUGGCCGUGUGAGUCGAAAGCAGGGACUGGAAAUGGCGCGUUUCAGGCUUGAUGUCACCGCAAACAUUAGGCCAGCACUUUUAUCAGUUGAGAUGGAGGAGGACAAGGGAGCCCAUUUUACUACAGCAGCAAGCGACGUGCUUAAGGGAGAUGCAACAAAAGUCCAUCGUUUUGUGAUGUCCAACACUACAGAAACACCACUGAACUUUCGGCUUGAAAUCCCUGCCCCAUUUCGUCUGGUAUGCACGGAGCCACCACCAUCCGCAAAGUCGAGCAGACCCGUGCCUGGCGGUCUGACUACUGUCAAGCCUGGCAAGAAUAUCGAGGUAAAAGUUGGUUUCUGCCUGACACGUGGUCUACUGGAGCUGGCCAGUAGCGUGGACGAAAGCGGCCAUGACGGCUGCUCACUCAUCACCAAGGAAACAGGAAACCGGCAACUCGUCUUCAACCGCGACCUUGUAGUGUUUUUCUCGAACAACACCAAACAGUUAAUCCCCUUGACAGCAUCAGUGGACGUACCGACGUUUCGCCUAUCAGAGGAAGUUCUAGAUUUUGGCAUUUGUCUUGUUGGGCAAGAAAAAGAGCUGGAUCUAACUCUUGAGAAUCCUGCGGAGUCAGACUCUACUUGGAUGGUCGAACAUGACCCGCGCUACCCGGAUGUUACCCGUGAAGUAUUUUCGAUUACACCGUCCGAAGGGUUCUUAGAAGGUCACUACAGCCACGUAUCAAAAAACAAGACUCUUCUCAAAGUCACGUUCACUGCGAGGCACAACGUCAAGUACAAGUGCGUUGUGAUGUUUCGCGGGCGCCUGCAGGAACAGGUUCAGCGGCUGACCCUCAUAGGACAAGGAUCGUAUGACGGUCAUCACGAGGCGCUCAUUAAUGUAAUGACCGAGUUCUAGAGCAACCCCUUCUGAUGGAAUUCAAAAUGACAUUCAAUUAGUUAGCCCGAAUGUAUAUGUGUAGCGUUUUCUAAUAUUAUUGUAUUCAUUGUAAUUACAAGCAACGGAAUUUCGUACAAUUCUUGGUUGUAAAAUGUAUAUAGUAUGUAAAUUGACAAUUAUUGUGUCUCGUUUUGACACGCAAGUUGAAGACAAAAUAUAUUCAAAUAUAAACA